GCGCCACGUGACCCGCGACCCUCAAAACUCCCACUCUGCCACUUGGUACUUGAAAUAAUGGAUUAUUUCAAAGCAAUUUCCCUUCAAACUGGACAAAUAUAGUUCUGCAAUGAGUCACAUUUCAAUCGAGCGGAAUCAGUGGAGUAGAAAUCUACUGUAAAAACUCCAUAAUUAUAUGAUAAUGGUCCAUUCCGUUCGAUAUAAUCUUUAUCCAGAGGAUUGCCCUGUAAUAAUUCCGCCGGAAAAUCGCAUUAAAGACCUUUAAUAGCCCCACCAUUCGCUUUGGAUGCGGAUUGUUGGACGAUCUAAUGGGUCUAUUGUCUCUAAAAGGUAUUAUUAAUGGAGUGAAUCGAUGAUCCGCAGCGCAGUUUCGUCAAAAAUGUGGAGGCUGCCGGUGUUCGUUCUAUGGAUAGCUCUGCAAUCGACAAGUUUCAGUCACGUGACAUUCACGAACCUGAAAUGCAGCUCGUUAGAUGAAAAAUUCAUGGAGUUUUCUACGUGCCAGAUCAAGGCUGUCAAUCGAUCGCACAAGUACUUGGAUAUAUACACGAAGAUUCAUCAGUUGCCCAUAAACACGGCCUGGGUGAAAGUGAAGUUCAUGAAGUUCGAUAAUGGAUACAAGCCCUUCUUCAUCGACCUCUCCUAUGAUGCCUGCAAGUUCAUGAGGAAUAAAAAGAAGCAUCCGAUUGCGCUCAUGUUCUUUCGAUCGUUUGUGAACAACACGAACCUCAAUCACACCUGUCCCUACGAUCAUGACAUUUUCGUGGACAAACUCUAUACCGGAGAACUGGAGAUGGAAUUCAGUCGCCUCAUCCCCAUUCCCAGCGGGGACUACGCCAUCUUCACCGAAUGGAGCUCCGAGAACACCACACGCUGUACCGUUCGCCUCUAUAUGAAGAUAUUCCAAAAAUAGAGAUCUGUUGUACUUCAAUUGUGGAAUUGUUUUCUUUGUUGUUUUUUUUUUUUGUGCGUGCAAGUAAA
This is a messenger RNA of Drosophila miranda, 981 nucleotides long. RefSeq lists its product as uncharacterized. The transcript has 4 exons. The record is from RefSeq and is a predicted model, not a curated record. NCBI's taxonomy places the organism in Eukaryota, Metazoa, Arthropoda, Insecta, Diptera, Drosophilidae. Bases 353 to 913 code for a protein of 186 amino acids.